GAGCCUGUACAAUUAGGACUGCGACAUACUGCAACCCGGAAUCCUCUCUAUACCAAGACCCCCCUACAUUUCUGUGUCCGAGAUAGAUCCCACCUUCAUCUAAGACGGGUAUCCAGCAUUUCAUUGGGUUCAAAGAAGACCCGCAUUGCCAAAUGUGCAGAUCUUGCUGGAGCUCUUGUAGAAGUGCUGGUUCUACCACAGGGGGCCUGCUUGCUUCAAUUACUCGCCGCCAGUGCAUUUGGGAAUACUGUGUGCAAUGUGGUUCAUCGAGGCAAAGAUGAUGAAGAGGUGGAAGAGGAAGACGGACUCGGCGCGUUGCUGCAGCGCUCAGAUGAUGCGGUUGAGGAGCGCUUGCGCCGCGUGCUGCGCAAGGGUAUCGGCAGCAAAGACUUUGAGGCAAUGGAUGAGGUUGAACUCCAAGCCGUAGCUGAGCAGGAAGAGAUCGCCAAUGUCAUCCAAACCAUUGGUGCUUCCGGCAAGUUGGCUCUUGCCUGGGUCUUCAUAAAGAAGCUGGGUUCCCUGAAGCGGGCCUUCAAGUGGUUUGACACGAGAAAUACCCGCAAGAUACCGCAAGUGGUCUGGGACACAGGUUUCCAGCUGCUGCACAUUGACGCCGAGAGACUGACAGGUUGGAGGCCUUUUGACAUCUUUAAGCAGAUCGAUACGGAUCCGAGCGAUGGGACGAUCUCGUACAAGGAGUGGAAUAACUUCUUUGCAGAUGCAGCCAAGACCAUCGCUUUGGAGAUGGAGUCGCUUGGGGGAAUCGACUUUGAGCAGCAGGUGAAGUUACGGCGACACAACCUCAAGAUGAUGAGAGACAGACGAAGGGGGAAGAAUGGGAGAGCAGAGGACUCGUGGUUAGAGGAUCUUUCAGAGAAGCAGGCCAUGAAGCAGCAGGAGGAGGAGUUUACGAAGCGGGUGCGCAGCAAGCUGAAGUCAAUCGGAGAGGGCCAGUCCUUCUUGUUCGGCCGAGAAUGGCUGUGCACAGCGGAGGAAGCGCUCCUCCUGCUCACGCCACUGAAGCGCAGCGACAUCGUCCAGCAGGAGGCCGAAUCACUUCGCUUGUGGUCCAUCCCCUCUCCAGCUUUGAUCGAUGUCCGGGAGAUGCUUAAGUUUCGGCCAGGACUCACGAGCCAGGACCAGAAGCCUCCAGAGUACAGCUUGCAGCCUGUCAUGGAGAUGCCGCAGGACAAGACGAAGGCUGACAAGAAUGGAGAUCCAGGCAGCAUUCUCGUGACGAAUCUCACUGAGUUCACGCAAGAGAUUCAGGAGAAGCUCAAAGACAUACCUAUUCACUGCAGCGAGGAGUUUCCAACCUCGCUCUCGGACUUGCAACGUGGUGUCGUGAAGCUCAUUGCGCAACGAAUGGGGUUGGUUGCAGCCGUUGAGACGAUAGGUGCCCUGUUGCAGAUGACCGUGUUCAAUGUCAGUGGGGACUUCGUCAAGGACAUGCAAAAGCAGCUUGGCGAGCUGGAGGAAGGUCAGGGAAUGCGGCUCUCCAGGGAUCUCUCCGAGGAAGAGCGUCAUCUGGUCAAAGCCAUGGCAGCGGAAAUGGGCUAUGCUGUCAGCGAGACCUCGAUGGGUAUCGAGGUGACAAACCUUCGCGCAUACGCGAAGCAGAUUCGUGAGGAGUUUUCUGAGCUCGGAGUUGGAGAGACACGGAGGAUCGCGCUGUCAAGCUCCACAGACGAGCAAUUGGUAAUGCUGCAGAAGGUGGCUCAAGAGCUUGGCUUGGACUGGGAUGAGGAAGGUCAGCGCCGGCAGAGGACCGCCACUGUGGGAAAUAUGGUGCAUUUAGUAGACGAGAUGAGGGAGAAGCUCACCAACACGACAACACCAGGCACUGUGCUCUCCUUCAUUCUUCCUCCCACAGAACCGCAGCAAGACACAUUCUUCGAGAUGGCGCAGAACUACGGCUUUGAGUGCAUCAGCAAAGAAAACACGGAAAAAGGUGUCCGGGCGUAUCUCCGUCGCCUUUCGUUUGAGCGCACCUCGCUUGCCGCAAGGCGGCGUCGAAAUAGCAUAUCAGCGACCACGCCAAAGGGAGAAGGGAUGCAGCUUGGCUUGGGCGAAACGGCACCGCUCGAUCCGCUGGAAAAGGAUGCUCGCCCGGACGAUGAUGGCCUGAUGGAGGACAGUGGGCUGGAGGAAGAGUCGGAAGAAGAGGCGCAGGAGCCGCAGGAAGUGCCGGAGGCAGAGGAAAGCGCGGAGGAGGACUCCCCGGAGCCUUCAGAGCUAAAAGAGGAUGACCUGAGCGAGUUGUUGCUCAUGCGAGGACUGCAGUCAGGCGAAGACCACCUCAUCCCGCGAGUGUUCCGCCGCUAUGCUUCUGGCAAUUGGCGUGGCAAAGUGUUGUUCCUGCGAUAUGGAGAUGUCAAGGACUUCGCCGAAGAUCUUAAGUAUGUGACACCCAACGUCGACACGAGAUUAUAUCGCUUCACAGGCAUGUUCGAGUAUCUCUUCGAGGAUACGCUGCAGCUCCAAAUUGACAUGGGUGUGCGAGUCGGGCAGGGUCUGACAAUUGAAUGGUUCCAGAUCUUCUUGCAGAAAGUCAUUGCACGGCUGGGCAAACAAUUUGUGCCUGUGCUCUUCCAGCUCCUCGAUGAAUGA
This is a messenger RNA of Symbiodinium pilosum, 2610 nucleotides long. The record is from the annotation of a GenBank genome assembly. NCBI's taxonomy places the organism in Eukaryota, Dinophyceae, Suessiales, Symbiodiniaceae.